AAUCUAACUUUAGUAUUUUUUUAAUCGAGGAAAGUUGCUGCAGUGCGAGUCCAACAAUUUAUUACAGCUGCCCGGAUUCUGGGAGUUCACUGAUUGAAACGGAUGGCCAAAAUCUCCGCUUCCUCUUCUUCUUCCUCACCAACUGUCUCCAAAGACUUGCCUCCCCAUUAUGCGGAUGCCGCCGUAGGCUUUCUGAUUGACAUGGGUAUCUCCGACGAGUACCAUGUUAAGGACUUGUAUUCUGAUCUCUUUCGCUCUCUAUUAAAGACCGACCAUGUCGGACGUGGCCACGUCUCCUGUGUCUUCUCCGUCCUACCCGCCGUUGCCAAUUUUUACGAUGGAUUACACGGAGGGGCCAUUGGAGCUAUAGCAGAGAGAGUGGCGAUUGCGUGUGCUAGAACUGUUGUGGCCAAGGAUAAGGAGCUCUUUCUUGGUGAAUUGGGCAUUUCUUAUCUCUCAGCUGCACCACUAACUGAGGUUGUGGUAGUUGAUGGAUCUGUAGUUAGGAGUGGCAGAAACUUAACUGUAGUAGCAAUUGAGUUCAGAAUCAAGAAAAGCAAGAAGCUUCUCUACAUUGCUCGUGCUACCUUAUAUCACAUGCCCAUUGCCAAGUUAUGAAGUUUCUGCCGUUUGGUAAAGCUAUGUAUCGACAAUGUAUCAGAUGGCUUCCUUGUUUUUCUGUGUAAAAUCAAUAUUGUAUUAUAUGCUUCCCAUUGCCCAUUUGUUCAUUCUCCUCCUAUUUUAAUAAGAAAUUAGAGGAUUACUAUUUAA
Messenger RNA from Manihot esculenta (cassava), 771 nucleotides. RefSeq lists its product as uncharacterized. Gene Ontology annotation, molecular function: fatty acyl-CoA hydrolase activity. The coding region runs from base 103 to 618 and encodes 171 amino acids. Lineage: Eukaryota; Viridiplantae; Streptophyta; Magnoliopsida; Malpighiales; Euphorbiaceae. The record is from RefSeq and is a predicted model, not a curated record. The transcript has 3 exons.